GGGUGUAUGUGGGCGGCGACUUUUGACCCUUUCGAAAACAAUAUCUCUUCCCGCUCUUCCCGCGCACAAUACCCUGAACAUAUCGCCAGUCUCGUUGAUCAUAUACGCCUGGACCGUAGCUCCCCAAGUUCAUCUUUAGAUCAGAUAUGGCAAGAUUUGGAUUUAGAAAACCUUGAGAUGGGCGGGCACUGGAGAAGGCGAUGUAGAAGACUACUUCAAGAACAAGAUUUUCCCUAGACCGGCACCGUCAGAUACCCUGAAGCGUGUCGCUAGUUGUCCGAUGGUCAAAAAAACCGUUCCUGAUGUCAGAUCAAAGUUCAGAGUCAGUACUCCUUGUCCUGAUCUGCUUUACGGAUAUAACAGCCUUGGAGCAUUUCCCCGGCAGCAAAAUCAACUUCGUUCUAUGGGAAAUGAGAUGGUAGCUAAUUCUCAAAACUUGAUAUAUCCCUUUCUUGUCAUCUAAUUCAAGGCUGAUGGACCUGGAGGGUCUGCGGGUUUGUGGGUGGCAAAGAAUCAAUGUCUCGGCGGCUCUGCAUCCUGUGUCAAUAUUGCUGAAAGCCUCAAUCGAUGUUUGAGACAAUGCAAAAGCGAGAAGAUCCAGGCGAUUGGUAGCGCUGCAUUCAGUAUCGCUAUGAGCGGCACAGAAGCACGAUUUUGUGUAUCCUGGAAGCAUAAUGAAUUCGAAUAUUAUACACAGAAAGUCGAUAGUUUCUUACUUCAGGAACCUGAAAAUUAUAUAAAAUUCCGCAAAUACAUCCGGAACAUUAUCGAUUGGGGCAAGGAAAAACGUCUGGACGAGAUUCGGAAUUCAUUGGAUAGCCUCCUCGAGGAGAGGGAAAACAGCCUCCCAGCCUCCCAGCCGGCCAAGUCCUGCCCGCUGCCCUGACCAGACGACUCUUUAAGGAGGAGUAGUCAGAGGCGCAAAUUUUCAUCGUCUCGCAGAACCAACACUGUACACGACCGCAGCGUUCCGCCUCAAGACCAUGGAUACGACUCCCUCGCAAACAAUGCUCACGCUCUGCCUCCCGUUAACGACUCCUCUUUCCUAUACGUUCCGCCUCGAGACGAUCCAUAUGAAUACGCUUAGUAGGGUGAGAGUUUCUUAUCAUAAAGUCCUGAAAGCGGUCCAGGUUGUUCCGUCAUCAAUGGUCCCGUUCCAGGAGCUUGAAUUAAAUUUAUUGGUGGGAGGAUGUGUAGCUUGCGGUGCAGACUGAGAGAGAUCUGGAAGAGGUGGAGGAUAAGCGGCUUGGAGCUGGAUUUACUACUUGGGAUUAAUGAAGAGGAGUGAGGUGAUAAUUCAUGAAAUGGAAGAAAUUUCUGAUCCCUGCGUAUGGUCGGCGACGGAUUGAAAUUUGUGAGGG
Molecule: messenger RNA, 1361 nt
Organism: Sclerotinia trifoliorum
Lineage: Eukaryota; Fungi; Ascomycota; Leotiomycetes; Helotiales; Sclerotiniaceae
Source: the annotation of a GenBank genome assembly